Messenger RNA from Pseudopipra pipra, 9026 nucleotides. It is a transcript of the gene MYEF2, whose product is annotated as myelin expression factor 2. The record is from RefSeq and is a predicted model, not a curated record. Lineage: Eukaryota; Metazoa; Chordata; Aves; Passeriformes; Pipridae. The coding region runs from base 71 to 1921 and encodes 616 amino acids. The transcript has 17 exons. Gene Ontology annotation, cellular component: nucleus; ribonucleoprotein complex; cytoplasm. Gene Ontology annotation, molecular function: mRNA binding.
GCGGCGGCGAGGCCGAGGCGCUCGGGGCCCGUUUCAAACCGGCGGUCGCGGGGCCGCGGCCCGGCACGAGAUGGCGGAGAGCGACAGGGUCGAGGCGGCCGCGCCGCGCAGGGCCGAGGAGGCGGCCGGGCAGCAGCCCCCGCAGCCGCAGCAGCAACAGCCGCCGCCGCAGCAGCAGCCGCAGCAACAGCCGCCGCAGGAUGAGGAGGCGGCGGCGGCCGCGGCGCCCGGGAGCGGCGCGGGCAGCGCUAAUGGCGUCAAAAUGGAAAAUGAUGAGACAGCAAAAGAGGGGAAAGCACCUGUGAAAGAGAAGUACGUUGCAAAAGCGAAGGCAAUCCCUUCUCUUGGAAACAAGAAUAGAUUCCAGCCCUAUUCCAAGGAGAAGAAUGCAGGCUCUGGAGACAAGAAGGCUGUUAAUCGUAAUAGAGUUUUUAUUAGCAACAUCCCGUAUGACAUGAAAUGGCAAGCUAUUAAAGAUCUUAUGAGAGAGAAAGUUGGUGAGGUUACAUACGUGGAGCUGUUUAAGGAUGCUGAAGGAAAAUCAAGGGGUUGUGGUGUGGUUGAAUUCAAAGAUGAAGAAUUUGUUAAGAAAGCAUUAGACACUAUGAACAAAUAUGAUCUUAGUGGAAGACCCCUGAAUAUUAAAGAGGAUCCUGAAGGUGAACAUGCUCGUAGGGCAUUACAGCGUGGGGGAGGACAGUUUCCAGGAGGACAUGGACCUGAUGCAGCACCUGGAAUAAUGAAUUUACCACCUUCUAUUCUCAAUAAUCCAAACAUUCCUCCUGAAGUUAUCAGUAACUUGCAGGCAGGCAGGCUUGGGUCCACUAUUUUUGUUGCUAAUCUUGACUUUAAAGUUGGCUGGAAGAAGCUGAAGGAGGUGUUCAGCAUUGCUGGAACUGUGAAGCGUGCUGACAUCAAGGAAGAUAAAGAUGGCAAGAGUCGAGGGAUGGGAACCGUUACCUUUGAACAAGCAAUUGAAGCUGUUCAAGCAAUAUCAAUGUUCAAUGGACAAUUCCUGUUUGAUAGACCCAUGCAUGUAAAAAUGGAUGACAAAUCAGUUCCUCACGAAGAUUUCCGUGUUGCGGACAGCAAAGGCUCACAGUUACCUCGUGGUCUUGGUGGCAUUGGUAUGGGACUUGGACCAGGUGGACAACCCAUCAGUGCAACACAGUUGAGCAUGGGCGGUGGAAUGGGGAGCAUGGGUCCAGGAGGUAUGGGAAUAGACGGUCCAGGAUUUGGUGGAAUGAGUAGAAUGGGAGGCGGACUUGCUGGAUUUCGUGGAAUGGAAGGAAUGCCCAAUAUGGGAGGAUUUGGAGUCAACCGCAUGGGAGAAAUGUUCCGUGGUGGAAUGGGAGCAAACAUGGAAAGAGAAUUUGGUCGUGGUGAGAUGGCAUUGAACCGUGGUUUUGGAGAGUCUUUUGGAAGGAUGGGUGGUGCAAUGAUUGGUGUUUUUGCAGGAGGAAUGGGAGCACCUAGCAUGGGCCCAGUAAGAUCUGGAAUGAGUGGUGGAAUGGGUGGUAUGAACAGUAUGGCUGGAGGAAUGGGAAUGGAUCGGAUGAGCUCUGGAUUCGAUCGGAUGGGACCAGCCAUGGGGGGAGGCCUGGACAGGAACAUCGAUAUCGAUCGAGGGUUUGUGCCUGGCCCCAUGGGAAGUGGCAUAAGAGAGAGACUGGGCUCUAAAGGCAACCAGAUAUUUGUGAGAAAUCUUCCUUUUGACUUGACCUGGCAGAAGCUAAAGGAGAAAUUCAGUCAGUGUGGUCAUGUAAUGUUUGCAGAAAUAAAAAUGGAGAAUGGAAAAUCAAAGGGCUGUGGAACAGUCAGAUUUGACUCACCAGAAUCUGCUGAAAAGGCCUGUAGGAUAAUGAACGGCAUAAAAAUCAGUGGCAGAGAAAUUGAUGUCCGCUUGGAUCGCAAUGCAUAAUUUAAAACUCUGUGUUCAGGAACAUUCCUAUGUCUUGUUUAGCUUCUCUAUCUUAGCAAGUCAUUUUUAGUAACAUUGUAUGCUUACAAAAGAUGUAAAAAGGAACUUUUAAAUCCCACCAGCCUUUAACAGUAUAGUGUUUAAUAUACUGUGAUACUUGUUAACUGAAUCUUACUAUGUUUGGUUUUUAAAGACAAUUUGCCUGAUUUUUGUUGUUUUUUUAGAGGCACUGAGCACCUGCAGGUCCCUGUUGACCAUGGAAGGUUUGGAUGCUCAGUGCCUUUGGAAAAUUAGGCCAAGUGUCUCUAGUCAUUCAGUUUAAAUGAAUGGUUAUACUGUUUUUAAUAAAAUAAGCCAUUUUCUCUGUUAAUCUCAAGACUGCAUAGUGGGAUUUAUUUAGUGUUUUCUGGUUUUUAUUUUUGCCCUCCAGUGUGUAUCAACAUUGUAAUGUAAAAAGUAGAUGUCUUUUUAUUUUUCAGGAUUUUGGUUUUAUAUGUGUGUUGUAGUCAUACUGUAAUUCCUGACUCUAAAAGAAAGGGCUCCAGUUAAGCUGUGAUGUUUUUGUUCUUAAUAUUACUUUGAUGACAUGAUUUAGUUCUGUAUAUAAGACUUAGAGCCCAGUGGGAGUUUGGAGUUGUUUUUUUUAUUUUAUUUUAUUUUGACUAAGUGAAGAAACUGAUCUUUUCCUCCUGCUUUAAUUUUUUUCAUCAGUAUAAUCACUGAUUAAAACUAGUUACCACAGACCCUUGUAGGAUUGUUUCCUAUGAUGCCAAGUUCGUAUAAAAUUGCUAGUACAGUAAAUACUAAGUACAGUACAAGACAAAUGGUUCCCAAUUUUUUAUCUAUUUUCCAGCCAUUCAGGUGAACUGCCAGAAAAAUAAAAACAACAGAACAGAUAAGAGAAAUGGCUGUGUAUGUCAGACCACUGCUGUUCACUUCUAUGGGUCCUGAUGUAUUUAUGAAGGCGGUUUUUAUAAACCAGGGUAUUCCCAAACAGAGCAUAUCAAAUACGUUGGAUCCUACAAUGUUAGACAUAGCCAUAUCUCCAUUUCCUGGAAAAGAAGAAAGGCAGAUAAGUUUGCUUAAUUGUAUUGGAUGAAAUUACCAAACUGUUUUGGAGGAACAGACUGUCAGCCCUCAGUUUCUCACAGAGCACUCUUUUCAGAUUUUGCAUCGAAGGAACUGUAGUCAUGACUCUACAGAACACGGUUUUGGGUACCACAAGCAUAAAAAUAUCUCCCUAAAUCACCAGCAUCUGCACAGUUGCACUUAAAAUAAGCUAGACAGGCUAAGGUCCAGUUAAGUUUAAAAUACCAAGACCUACAGUUGUGUUCUGCAGUAAAACUGUAAUACUUGAUCAACAACAAAUAGAUCAAUCUAGAAUACUUCUCUGAGAUACUCUGAGAAGUUUUGAAAUGUCUGAGCCACAGCUUUUUCAGGUAAGCUAUUUAUUUAUUUUUAGUAAACUUAAGCUCUAGAAUCUGGAGCACAAAUUUUGAAGUUACUCCUUGAAUUCCUGGAAGUGUUGACUAGAACUCUUUUUUUUUUCUUCAUACCUCUUAAACACAUCCAUUGGCAUGAGGUGGAAUACUAAAAUCUUUACCUUUUCGAGCGACCAGCACGCUUGCAACUGUAUCUGGUACACUUGUUCCUGCUGCUAGUAAUGUGAGACCCAUUACUGACUCUGGAAUUCCCAGUGUUUCACCUGCAGUUGAUAAAUAACGGUGGAAAAUGCAAGUAUGUUUUUAGUUAGGUUUCAUCCAAAGAAAGUGCUUUGCACUAUGUUUGCUAAAGAAAGAAUUAGUAAUCAUACAGUAAUUUCAAAUGGAAUGUGUCAGCUAACUUGACUACAUAUGAAAUGACUAAAUCACAAAGCAGUUAAAAACAUGAGUAACAACAAAGAAAUACCAUCCUGUCCUUGUUCUUCGAUCAAAUAAAAAAAGGAACUGUGGUAUAGUGACCAUCUUAAGUUUCUCAAAGACCUGUGUAGAAUGUCUCCAGUGGUCAAGAAAAUAGCAGUUAUGAAUUUUUUUCUUGCAGAUAAAGUAGAUGUUUAAAUAUCUAACAACUAAUUUUUUUUUCUUUCUUUUUGCUUUCAACUUUAGAAAAUAUAGUCUCUUUUACAGUUUUGGGCGUCUCCUCAUUAGCGUUCAAAAGACUUAUGAAGCAAUAACUCUUACAAGCACAUGAAUUUUCUUGGGUAGGAGGGUCAUUAAGAUAUUAGGAGAAAACUGUCUCAACUACAUGUUUACCAUUUCACUCCAAUUAGAAAGUGCUUAGAUUUGGAAGAAUCAAAAUGCAGAAUUUUUAUAUGACUUGUAAGUACAAGUAACCCUUUGGGAGUGUGAGUUCCGUUAGGUAAAUACUUGUUUAAAUGAAGAAAAGUUCUAAACUGUUACUAAAAGGGCAGCUUAUUUUUCCCCCACUAUUUUUCUUAGCCCCACAUGUCCUGUGACUCUGUUCAUUUUUCAGUUAAAAUACAGGGAUUCAUCAAAACCAUUUUAGCAGUUGUACCAUUCAGAAGGGUCAAUAUGCUGAAGUGUUUGACACCUCUGUUCAAGCUAUUAAGUAAUUAAGUUUUUCUUAAACUUUUUUGUUCACUAAAAACUAUCUUAAUUUUUUUUAUUGUUGAAAUCUGAAUUCUUACUUGCAGUAUUUCAACUCUAAUAAGAGCAAUUUUAAUAACAUAAGAGGCAGUGCUCUAAGCUAGGUCAGCAAUGCUUGUUAAUUACUUACCAUCUUAGUCUAGAGCAGCCCAGUAAAUUUAUGUUUGAAACUGUUUGUUGGUUCAGAGGGACUAACAUGAUCCUGUUGCAGAAUUUGUACUCUCUUUAUCCUUCCAUUGCUCCUAACAGAUUUGUAGGAUGAGCGACCAACAAAAUCAACUUUUAUAAACCAUCCAGGCUGGAAAAUAAUGGGUCAAACCAAGGUGAAGUAUGAAUGAACCAGCCUUAUGUACCCAACAGUAGUUUCUAGCCCUCUGAAGGUUAUAAGACAGAAUAUAAACUCAGGAGAAUCUAAUUUUUCUUUUUAUUAGAUAGAUUUAUCUUCUAUGUAAUGUGUAGGGGUGGUUGUUUUUUUUUCUGGCAACUGACCAUAAAGAUAGAAUAGUAUUAUUUUUCUAGCCUUUAGUUAAUUUUGUGUUUCAGUGGCAAUGUCUUGCUAUAAGUAGUCAGAUUUUCUUUGCUAGCAACAGAAGGGUGUACUGAGGUAGGUUUGUUCUUGACCAUCUAAGUUUAGUCCCCAGCUGUGACACCUUUGUGACAAUUCUGAUAGGCUGAUUAUGCAAUGAUAGAAUCUUUGAGUCAACCUUCAUGAAAGAAUCUGGACUUGAAUAUAAUGUGUGUGUAACUUUUAGUGUUUUAACAUGUAAGUAGAACAUAUUUUACCUAGAAAUAGUGGGCCAAAGACCCCAGUACUGCCUGUGAUGACUGUUGAAGGUGAACUAAUACACUACUGAAUCUCCACUGUACCUGCUUUCAUAUGAAUUAAUGCUUUGUCUUGUAGAACAGCAAUAACUUUGACUUGAAUCCUGUUUCAAAGGCUUCUAGCAUCCAGACAGUGAACAGUGAACCCUUGCUCUUUAGAUACAACUGGAAAAUUAUUUGACCAAGGGGUGAACAUGGUGAUUGUUGUAUCCAGCCAUUUACUAGUUAUUUCUCAAAGGUUUACCAAACGUGUAGGUCUGUUUCUGCACUGAACAAGGACUUAUUCAUAUCUGAGCUAGCAGAAUGCUUGAGUAGGAUUAGUGAACUAUAAGGUGGAAAUGGCAAGCUUUGUAAAAUUUCUUUCUGGUUUAGAGUUUUGUUUUCUGCUUGUUCUUAAAAUUAAAAACUUGAUUUCUUUAAAGCUGACUGGAGAAAUAGUGAAAUGAGGAGACCUUUAAUACCUUAAGGUACCUUAAAACAUUUAGUAGAAUGUUUUUACACACAAGUUCAUACCCCUUCCCUCACUUAAACACAGUCCUUUCACUGCUUCAGUUUUUAAUGAUGCAGAUUUGUAAGAGAUCUACAUACACACACACAUCAAGAAUGGUUAAUAAACACAUGAUGCUAUAGUUGAAAUAAUAUAGUACAAAAAUUUGGGACGUUUUUUGGCAGUUAAUUUAAUGCCAAAUCUCUUACUAUAGCACUCAUGAAAAAUACAGGUGCAGAAAUAACAGAUCUUUUCCAAAAACCUUAACCUCUAAUUCCAGUCUUUGUGGAUUUUGUGUUUGUCAGCCUUCAGCAUGACAAGUUUAUUGCUGUGUAUCUAAUUGUUUCCCUUAAUGAGCAGUUUAAUGAAACUCUUUUUAAAUAUAGGCUGGUUUUUUGUAGCUACAGAAACAAACCCUCCUUCCUGUGAUGGUAAGUAGUGUGAAGCAGCUAAACUCAAAAGUGUUCCAUCAUUAGAUGGAAGAGGGUGGCCAACUAAGCAGUCAAACAUAAGUUUCUGUUGGGUUUUUCUUGUGUUUUUUUACAGUGAAGUCUGAGUUGCUAAACUGAUGGUUGUGGAAAGGGAAACUUCACAGGGAGAAAACUGUUUUUUCAGUGAUUCCUGGUUGGUUGAUGCUGUAUAGCAGGAGCACUUUGGGUACCUACCUGCUAUUGUUAUCAUCCAUACGAGAACAUAAGUUAUUGCAGAAAUCCAUGCUGCUGAAAUUAAAAAUGUCACCAUGAACCAGUUCCUCCAAAACUGUCUUCUGCAAUCUGGUAUAGUCAAAUAGAGUAGUGUGAUAAUGGGAAGCGAUAACACCCACAAAAUUCUCUUCAUAUCUGCUUCAGGCAUGGUGAAGACAUUUGGAUGAUCUGGUGAAGAAAAAGUAACUAUUUUAAACUGUAGCAUUAAUUAAGUUUGAAUCCAUAGCAUACAGUAUAUUACUGUCCUUUACUUGUGAGAAUACUGAAAAAAGGUAAAAAAUACCUCCUCAAGUUCCAGCUGUAGUAUUGCCCAGUACCUGCAUCACUUUGGACAAAAUUUUGAAAUCAAGUUACUCAUGGGGAGAUUCUGCUUGUACACAAGAAAAGCAUUUUUCACAAUGAGAAUAAUCAGCUACUAAAAUGAUCUCCUCAGGAAGUGAUGGAUUCCUAGUGCUAAACACUUCUGAGAUUCAGCUGAACAGGUGCUGGGCCAUAUUCUCUAGACCAUGCUUUUGCCAGGAAAGGUUGGACCAGGUGAUCCCUGGGGUCCCCUUCCAACCUGGUACUCUAUGAUUAAAAUGUUCUUUAUUACCACAUCACCAAGGUGGAUGAAAAAUGAACUUCUCUAUAAAGGUUUACCCAUAACAUUUACCAAAAAAACUACUGUUUUUUUGCCUAAGAAGAAACAUGGCCUGUGGCCACAUCACAGCUAUUCCUUCUGAUAUGAUGCAUCUCUUGGGCUGUGAAUCUGUCAUUGUCAUAAGAAAAUAGCAUAUAUUAGUACAGUACCAGUGUGGCUGUCAGGUGGUAGUGCAUUUUACAAGCAGCGUUGCUGGGAAGUUUCAAAUAUACACAGCAAAGACGGUUAAAAGUUCUAAUAUGACAAAAAUGAGCAACUAUGCUUACAUUCCUUUAGCAAUUAACUUCAUAUAAAUACCACCAGUCUGAUUUUGCUUAAUUUUAUAUUCCAGGUUAGAAUAUUAUUUACUUAAAUACUAUGCUGGAGUUCUUCUGUGAACAAAAUCUUAAAACUAUCUCAGAAUAGAUUAGAACUUGAUUAGAACUGAUGCAGACAGGCAUGCAGAGUGCUAGAGACAGCUGUAAUAGUACUUGUACCUCCAGAGAUUUCAUCAAGCCCAUGUAAGCUUGUUGAAAGGUGAGAGUAGUCCAGCUCAUCCUGAAAAAUUCCACUGUCUGUCCUUGACUGCUGACGGAUUAGAGGUCCACUCUCUUCCCUCCAUCCAACCAGUGGCUGCUGCUCUGCAUUCUCUUCCAUAGCUUUUGUAAAACAUGUACAGCAGGGACUGAACUUUUUCAUGAGGUAUUGGUUGAUUUUAAUGUCAAAACACAGUAUCAGAAUAUAACACCCAUAUAUCAAUAAUAAGGAUGCACUUUCAUACCUAGAAUGAAAAACAGGUUUUAUGUAACAUGUAGUAUAAAAGAACCCAGUGGCUGGUAUAAGUAGAGAGAGAAAAUUUGCAUGAGUAGCAAAAGGAAAACACACAAAAGCAUCUAUUUGCAGUUGUAUGGCUGAUGUCAUGGAAGUUUGUGAGUGUCCCCCUGUCUUUCAGCAGUUUGAUUAAUUCCCCUCCCCUGCAGAAUCUUGUUUGUGUAUUGUAUAGCUGCAUGUUUCCCAGGGAAUCUUACUGACUGAACAUCUUCCUGAUGUUUGCAAAACUGAGUCUUCACGUGAUGGUUAAAUUAGAAACUUCAAGAGACUUAGUGCUGGACCUGACUGUCUUUUUGAGGUAACAAGAGUUUUGGUGUUGAUGGAAGAGUUACAACAUCAGAAACUCAUGAUCUUCUGGCAGACAAAUGUUUUUGUGAACAAUUCUGCUGUGAAAGGAAAGGCUCAAAAGGAGUAAAUGAUGAACACUAAUUGCUAUGCUAGAACAGUUGUGACAGAAAUUGUGAAGUCUGUACAGACAAACCUAUGCAGAUCAAACUUUAUAAAUAUGCAGAGUUUGAAUGUUUAGGUAAUAAUCUUUACAAGCAUUGUGACUUUCUGUUUUUUAAAGCCAACAGGAUGUUUAUUUCUGUUAGUGAACGGCAGUUCAGGCUACUUGAAGUUUGGGGGUUUUUGUUUGUUUUUCAAAACACUGUCUCGCUAAUCUCCAGUCAACAUGAAUUCAACACAGCUUGUGCUCUUACCAGUAAAUUCUGUUGUCAGAGAUCAUCGCAAGGACUGCUGCUGCACUGAUUGUAUAGACCAGACAGUCUCUAAACAGCGGCCAACAGGAUAGCCUGGAAACCUGCAGAUCAGAGUCAUUUACUUUUCUUAAACCUCUCUGUAAUACUUUCACUAAGUGCUGUAAAUGCUGCAUCAAUAUGUUGUUUCUAUAUUAUGUAAAAAUUUAAGAUUCUUAGGAAUGACUUAAGUAUGAUAUUUAACAAGUUAGUGUUUUUAAAAACUUUCAUAGCAAGUUAUCUUAAAACUGAUUACAUGCUGGUUUUGCUACUAAAUAAUAAACUUGGCAGUUGUCAUA